GCUCAUCGACGCCCAACUCGCCAUGGCGAACUAGACCUGUAGUGACAUUACCGAGGAGGACCUCAACCGCCUGGUGAGUCAGUUCUUCCUCCCGGCGAAGACAGACGCCAAGGAGUGGAGAGUUCCCAGGCUCGAAUGCCCAUUGGAGCUGCCCGCCAGGAUGUUAUUGAUCAUGACCUUUCUGGUUCUCAAAUGCUUCCACAUCUUAGUAGCACUCAGUUGAGCCAAAUGAUGCAAGAGGAGCCUCAGCCUAGCUUGCUCUCACAACAACGAGGGCCAUUGCCAGAUCCUGACUUCAUCAUGACCAACAGACCCAUUGCAAGGUCUGCUCCACUUACAACAGGCACCAAGCAAGGCAAAGCUGCCGCUACAAAGAAGAGAAAGGUGGCAAAGAACACUGAAGUUGCAGCAAGCAAGAAGAACACUGCAGCAAAGAACACUGGAGCUGCAUCUAGCAAGAAAAAGACGGCAGCAAAGAGUGGGACUACUUGAUCAAGACUGAGAGAUAGCUGUUUACUUUUGUGAAUGAUAGAUAGCUGUUUACUUUUGUGCAAGGCAGAGGAGGAUGGUCUGUCUUGUCCUAAUAUUUAUGUAAGGUGGUGGGCACUAGUUUAAGGUCACGCUAGCAGCAUCAAACAAUGUGUUAAGUCAUGUAGUGCUUAUCUUGGUUUAAGAGCAUUACUCAUCUGUCAUAUCCAAUGCAAAAUGCAUUUCAUGCUUGUGACUAGUCAAUACGUGGAGAUCAAAUUAUAUCUGUCAUAA
Panicum virgatum (switchgrass) is the source of this 762-nucleotide messenger RNA. RefSeq lists its product as uncharacterized. NCBI's taxonomy places the organism in Eukaryota, Viridiplantae, Streptophyta, Magnoliopsida, Poales, Poaceae. The transcript is spliced from 3 exons. Bases 136 to 492 code for a protein of 118 amino acids. The record is from RefSeq and is a predicted model, not a curated record.